AUUAUACCUGUUCCUGAACACACAUCACGUAAGACAGCAUGUCCUCAGUCGCGGAGUACACAUUUUGUGAAACUUUUGAAGUCACUGCAGAUGUUAAGCGUGACUUCGACGAAUAUGGUUACAUAUUGCUUAGGGGAGUACUGGACAAGGAAGAACUAUCCAUGAUAGAACAAACUAUAAAGGGAUCAGAUGCCAUCAACAAACAUUUGUAUUAUGAAAAUGAAUAUGAAGGCAAGAAAACUGAUAAAGUCAUGUGGUCCCAUCCCGGAACUGACGUCACUGGAAUGGUGUCGAGGAGUAAGAAGAUUGCAGGGAUCAUGGAGAAGUUGCUUGGAGGGGAGGUAUACCACUACCACUCAAAACUAAUGAUGAAGGAGGGCGGUGUAGGAGCCAGACACGUAUGGCACCAGGACUAUGGGUACUGGUAUCACAAUGGCUGCCUGUUCCCAGACAUGGGUACUGUAUUCGUGGCAAUUGAUCCUUGUAGGAAAGAAAACAGCUGCCUCCAGAUUUUACGCGGGUCACACAAAUGUGGUCGAAUAGAGCAUCGACCAGUAAAACAACAGUAUGCUGUGGAUGAAGCGAGAAGGGUCGAGAUAGCUAAGUUCUGCCCUCAUCAUUACGUAGAGAUGGAAGCAGGUGAUGUCAUCUACUUCCAUUGUAACCUGAUCCAUUCGAGCAGUGAUAACACAAGUGACAAGAGGAGAUGGGCCUUCCUGACCGCUUAUAACAGGGCCAGUAACAACCCAACUAAAGAGCACCACCAUCCACGGUAUACACCACUACACCAGGUACCCAACUCGGCUAUUAAGGAAUGCACAAACUAUACAGACAUGGACGGGAAAAUAUUCCUCGACCUCAAAAGAGAUUAUACCAUCAAAACGAAUUUCCAGAAACACGAUCAAGCGUAAUAUCACAAAAUUUUACUUCUAAGCGAAAGAUUUCAAACUGUUCUCGUAUUAAUUAAAAGGAUUAUUCUUGGA
This is a messenger RNA of Pecten maximus, 983 nucleotides long. RefSeq names its product L-proline trans-4-hydroxylase-like. NCBI's taxonomy places the organism in Eukaryota, Metazoa, Mollusca, Bivalvia, Pectinida, Pectinidae. Bases 39 to 911 code for a protein of 290 amino acids. The record is from RefSeq and is a predicted model, not a curated record. The transcript has 9 exons.